Cicer arietinum (chickpea) is the source of this 665-nucleotide messenger RNA. RefSeq lists its product as uncharacterized. Gene Ontology annotation, biological process: negative regulation of DNA recombination; nucleosome assembly; chromosome condensation. The record is from RefSeq and is a predicted model, not a curated record. Gene Ontology annotation, molecular function: double-stranded DNA binding; nucleosomal DNA binding. Gene Ontology annotation, cellular component: nucleolus; nucleus; nucleosome. Lineage: Eukaryota; Viridiplantae; Streptophyta; Magnoliopsida; Fabales; Fabaceae.
UCAAUACCUAUAAAUAAAUAUUAAUAGUGUAGAAUAGGAAACAAAUGUUCGCGCGGUCGAGUGAAAAACGCGAUGAUGCAAGAUCGAAGGAACAAGGUUUUAAUGGAACAGCUGAAACAAUCUCUUUUGUUACGUCUUCAAGCAUUGAACCCCAGUUCUCAUUCCAUCAUCAAAUCACCACACGUCUCCUCUUUUAUAGACAAUCAUCUUCCACAAGUGUUCAAAUCCUUCCAUACCCCCACUCACCCUCCUUAUUCCGCAAUGAUAAAGAGAGCAGUGAGGGAAUUGAAUGAGGAAGAUGGGUCGACUGAUGAAGAAAUAUCUGAGUUCAUUAGAAGGGAAUAUGAGAAAGAUUUACCAUUUGCCCAUUCAACUAUUCUUAAGGUUCAUCUGAUGAAGCUUUGCAUGAAUAGGGAUCUUGAGUGUACCAAGAAUGGGAGAUAUGUGCUUGUCGAUUGUCAAAGUGAAGUGGUUGUAACAAUGCUUGAAAGUGAUAAAGAAGACAACCAAAAAGAUGACAGAGACAACGACUGGCGAAGAUUCUAUUAGUCAACAUAUUUGACUUAGUCAUCGUUAAUAUAUAAGAUUGCUAUUAGACUACUAACCGUUUACCUUUAAUCUUUAUUUUGGGUUUACUAUAUAAAAAUUCAUCAUCUUGUAUUUUA